ACCCAGUUGUAUUUACUUGCAGAUGGACAAACUGUAUGAUUGGCAGUGCUAGUGCGGAACCAGAUAAACCUCUUGAGGUGAUAUGUUACGGGAAAACUUGUGAAAAGGUAAAUAUACCAGAAAGUUUCCUGAGGUGGAGAGAACAUAUGAAAUAUGUGACGUUGUACUGAUGUUGAAUGUAUUUUAUUUGGGGCUGGUGUGCUGAGUGUAGGAUCUGGCGUGUGUGUGUGCCGCGUGUAAUAUGCAUGCAAUGUGUGCGGGAGCAGCGAUACAGCGUGUAAUAACCGACCCUUCGUGUUGAACUUUGCAAAGCGAAACCCCAGCAGCGUUUCGUUUGGCCGUCGUCGCAUUUCGUGAGGGGUUUUAGGUGGUGUAGUCAGUUGAUCCGAAGCUCUCAUUCCCGUCAUUUCGAUCUGUGCAGUUUAGGUGACGCCGCGCAUUAAAUUAAAAGCGUCUGGUAAAAGUUCUCUCCUAAAAAAUUAUUCUGUGCAUGAAAAGUGUUCUGCUUCAAGUUUCAUUAUUCGCUUUCUGCAAAGUUUUUUCAAGUUCGAGCAAAGGAAAUUAAGUGUUUUCCACAGUGGUGCCCCAAUCGGUUAAAUAUGAUUUGUGUUUUCGUGGAGCUUUAAUCAAAGAUCGCACAACUUGAGAGAAAAAAGACAUUUACAUGAAAGAAAAUUAGAGGCAGUUGAUUUUUGUUUCCAAGCGAACAAAAUCAGAAGCAGAAAUGGACGACGACCAACAGUUUUGUUUGCGGUGGAAUAACCAUCAGAGUACACUAAUCAGUGUAUUUGAUACUCUGUUGGAAAAUGGAACGUUAGUGGACUGUACUUUGGCAGCCGAAGGGAAAUUUCUUAAAGCGCAUAAAGUUGUGCUUUCGGCCUGUAGUCCAUAUUUUGCGACGCUUCUAUCGCAGCAAUAUGAUAAACAUCCAAUUUUCAUUCUGAAGGACGUGAAAUUCCAAGAGCUACGAGCAAUGAUGGAUUAUAUGUAUCGUGGAGAAGUGAAUAUCUCUCAAGAUCAGCUGGCUGCGCUAUUAAAAGCAGCCGAAUCCUUGCAGAUUAAAGGCCUAUCAGAUAGCCGUGGUGGGGCUAGCAGUGCAGUUAGUGGCUCUGCCGGCAUUUGUGCUAGCCAAAAAUCAGAUCAUAAAGCAUUGUCCGUACCUGUUACAUCCGGGCCAAUCAAAAGUAAUUCACCCAGCGGUGGUUAUACAAUAGAACAGAAGAGGCCGCGGCAUGCAGUUGGUGCAUCUUCGUCGAUAGAAUCACAGGCUGGCUCUAGAGAAGGUUCAUCAAGUCCAACGUCAAGGAAGAGGAAGCGAAUUCGACGAAGGAGCAUGGAUAACCUAACUAUUGAUAAUCACGAACAUUCAAAUUCUUCGUCACAAUCAAUGCAAAUUAAUUCAUCAGUAGCCCCAUCAAAUACCUCAACGGCGAUGGGAUCAGUACCCAGUAGUGUUGCUGUUUCUCAAGCAAUAGUUACACAACAGACAGGCGCGGUAGCGGGUACAUCUGGCAUUGUUACAGCGGGAACCAAUACAGGUUUGAAUGUUACCAAAAAGACUGAUAGUGUUUCAUCGAAUGCAAAACUAGAAGGCGCUGAACAGGAAGUAGAUAAUGAUAAUGGCGAUGAAGAAGAUGAGAGUGGUAAACUUGCCAAUAUGAGGAAAGAACAAAAUAAACGGAAACAACACACUUCGGAUGUAGAUCAGAAAGAUAGUGGGGGUGAAAUCUUAAUUGAGCCGAAGAGCGAAUAUGACGAUGGUAACGAUGAAACAGUGGAGGAUUUAACCUUAGAUGAUGAAGAACUUUUGGAAGAUUUGGAGCAGGCCGGACCUAGUCAUGGAGGUGGUGAAGGAUCUAGUCAAGGAUAUGCACAGUGGCAAGUUGAACGAUCACAGGACGAUGUAUUUAUGGCAACGCAAGAAUCAGCUGGACAACAACGGGAUCCACAAGGAGAAGGACUUCAUAAAAGGCCAAAAUCUCCUCCAUCAAGCCCUGAUGAUCAACCCUGUGAUUUACGUUUAAUAACUACAGCUACUAUUAAGGAAUUGGUUGCGGCAGCAACAUCUACGACUUCGGCGCCAACAUUACCUCUCACUUUACCUCCACCAUUACCUGCUUUGGCGGCAACCGCGGGAACGAGUUCAAUAACGGUCGCCUCGACCACAGCAGCAACUGCGGUUGCUGUAGGUCAGACAGCUGGCAUUGGAACUAACUAUGCAAAUUUGGUAGCUGCAGUAGCUGCAGCAGCAACAUCACCCAUCUCCAAAUUAUCGGCUUGCCUAACAACCACAUCAGUCCCACAAACGCAGCAGCAAUUGUCAACGUCAAAGGGAAGUGGAGCCAGUGCGACUGCAUCAGGCUCACAUCAGUCUCCAUUACAUGCGGUGAAGUUUUGUUCUCCGAUUGGUAUAGAAAGUAUGCAACAGGCGAUUGGCGUUAAUUUACCGCCCAGCGGGGGCCUACCUUCUGUAGUUUCCACAGCUUCUUUAACUAGUCCAUUGUUAAGCGUACCAAUGAAUAGUGGUAGUACUAGUGCCAGUAAUUUACCGGGUGCAGGUAAUUCGAGUAGCGCGAGCGGAACUGGAGGUUGGGGUGCAUUCACCUGUCCGCGGUGCGGUAAUUCAUAUGCGAGACCGCAUAGUUUGAAUAGACAUAUUAGAUUUGAAUGUGGCGUUGAGCCGAAAUUUGAAUGUCCUAUUUGUCAUAAAAAAUCAAAGCAUAAACAUAAUUUAGUUUUGCAUAUGCGCACACACCAGAAUCGAUGAUAAGCUUUCAGGGUUUGGUUACCUUUCCUGUUUACGAGUGUAGUUGCUUAAGUUUUCGGUAUUGCAGAAUAAAUUGAGAUCAAUUUCCGAUCGCGUCCUAUUCUAAUACGUAACAACGAAUUGUGUGUUGAAUUGUCCAACCUUAGGUUGAAUUCAAGCCACACUCAAUGUUCGCCCAAUCGGAAUUUUCCUUGCAAAACCAUAAUUGACGCAACACAUAUAAUUCAUUUUAGAAUACAACCCUAAUUCGGAUAAUGUUAGAUAAUUUCACUGUUGAGUAGUAAUAUGCAAUAUUACAAUAAUAAAAUCCAAAUUUAAGUCUGCCCUUCAAAAGUUUAGAGAAGAGAAAUCCUUUGCUUUUUUUGUAUCGAGGCAUUUAUUGAUGGGGCAUCAUUUAGUCAAAGUAAUUAGUUUCCAAAAUAAAGAGAACGUAAAAUUUUCCGUAUAAAUUCGCAAAUGAAAACUUUUCUUAACAGCAAUAUUAUCAGGUUUUUAUUAGUUUGUUAGAAGGUGAUCACUUCAUCAAUGUCAAAUGAACAUCAAACACGCAUCUCAGAAAAAGUAAACUGUUUGUUGAUGAUGAUUAUAUUAUGAAUAGUUCACGAAGAUUUUGACGCUCCGUGAAAGUAAAUUGAAUUGGAUAUAUAAGGCCCACUGUAUAUAGCUCUUAAAGCUUUGGAAAGAGGUAUAUCGAUAAACUUUUGCAACAACUCGUAAACUUUUUGAUGGGGAUUUCUAUUUAAAGAUCGAAAUUAAAUAGAUAAAGCAAUUCAGUUGAGACCAAAAACCAGAGAAAAAUGGUACCCAAAUUCAUAAACAUUUAUAAUAUUAGGGGGAAGACAUUUGAAGAAAUUUUAGAUAAAAUUUGUAGAAUCCAAAAAAGCAAACAUUUAACCCCUUAGAAGUUUAUUGCGAUGCUUGCAAUUCAAAUUUUGCCUCCAUACUAAGUGCUUACUUGUAUAUUGUGACAUUAUUUGACAUUUUUCAUUUCAUUUUUUUUGCAUACUGCAAUCUACUGCUCUACUGCGACUGCGGUUAAAAAAGGAAAGAAUGAGCAGCAUUCUAGCCUAAAUGCCCAAAUUCUUUAAUUUGGUAGAAAAUGUGCAUUAUUCUAUAGUUUAGUUGGCAUAAUUCAACCAACUUUAUUGAUUGUAAAAUGUUUAAUAUUUAACAAAAUGAAUACAUAAAAACGAUAUUUAAAAAGAUAAAUACAUAGAAACGUAUAUAGUCAGCAAGAAUGAAACAAUAAAAUAAUUGGAAUGUGAUAUAAAACAUAGUCUCCAUUUUAAUCUUAUUUUAAAUUCUUAAAUUAUCUAUUUUACUUUAUUGUUUUUAUUAACUCAAUUAAGUUAUUUUUUGGAAAUUUUUACAUUUCAAUUUUAAUCAUUCUAAAAUAUGAUUUGUGUAUUGUAUGAUGUCUGAAAAAUAGUUCUUAUUGCUAUCUUUUUUUAUUUCAAAACGAUGAGAUAUAUUCUUUGCGAAGUUUGAAAAUAUGUGCACAUAAUCAAAGCUUUAAAGUCAUUUCUCAUGAGAAAAUAUUUUUAUUAGGAGAUCAAUGAAUGAUAUAAGGCAUAGGCCAAAAAUCCUUUAAAAUACAUUCUUUAGAUUAUGGUAGAUGUGGGUGAACUAUUUUAUUGCAACUUUUUCAAAACAUUCUCUCAUUGUGAUGUAGAAACUUUCUUUUUCUUUGUGCUGUGAGUGAUAGAAACCAAUAAUUGCGAAAUUUUUCUGAUUUAUAUGUUUUAUUGAACUGCUACAGUGAAAAUAUAUAUAAUGAUUGUGAUAUUUUUUAAUGAAUAUUAACUAUUAAAAAAUUAUUUUUGGCCUGAGGUAAAGUGUCUUUCUUGCGUAUAGUUAGCAAUUUAAAAUUAUAGAAGUUAAUUAUGUGUGGGCACGUAUUUCAGACAAUAAGAAUGAGUUAUUGUGAAAGUAGCAUUCAUUUAUUAACAUCAUUAUGAAAACAAUUUUUACCGAUGGGCUAUAGCGGUAAGAAAAUACUUUACAUUUGAAAGUUAACAUGAAACGAAGAAUGCGCCCAAGUAAUAAAAAGUAAAUGUAGAAACAAGGAUUUUGCGCAACAUGUGACUAUCCCUUUUAAAAUAAAAUAUCAAAAUGUGGAAAAAUUUGGAGUUAACGUAUGUAGUUAUUGUUUGAACGCACGAAGUAAAUUAAAAUUUUCUUUUUACUUUUAAAAAACCAAAAAUGGUGUCUGAAAAAUGAUUUCGUAUCAAGUAGCAAAGUUAAUGAAAUGUAACCAUGGAGCUGUGAAAGAAAAAUUGAUGUGAUUAUUUGUGAUUGUUAUUAUUAUUAACAAUAAUAAUUUGAAUUAUUCUACCUUAAUAAUAUUAUUAUAAUUUACAUGAAAUUGAAAUUAUGUAAUAUCUCUUUUACAUGCUGUAAAAUAUAAUUAAGCUCUUCUCUUCAAAUUAAGCAUUCAGAAAUAAAGUGGAAUUACAAAGAGUAAUGUUUAUUGAAAAACAAAGUGAAUGUGAAAACUCACAUAAUUACAAAAAUGUUUUGUGCAUAUAGCACGUUCGUUAUAUUAUAUUUGCGACGAGAAAGAAACUUAAUACCAUGAGGGGGAAUCAGUGUACUGCUUAAGCGCAAAUUUACAUUUGGCGGUCGUUAGAAAUUGUGCCAUGCCAUUUGUAAAUAUGUAAAAAUCUUUUAAGUUAAAAUCGCCGAAUUUGUUCGAGAAGCCUAAGGCAGAUGAUUCUAUUUGUAAAACAAUUACCUCGUCAAUAUUCUUUUUAAGUGAAAAAUAUAAGUAAACCUUUUCAGCUACAAGAUACCCAUGCCAAAGCUAAGGAUUCAUUGUUAAUAUAAACAUUUUCCUAAAUGUAUGUAUAAUUAGGUAGAAAAUUCAAAAUACUUUGAAAUGAAUGAAUCUAAAGUAAGUAGAAAGUAUGAAAGGUGAACAAGGGCGGUAGCCCCCUUAAAAAGUUUUAAUUUUUGUCGCAAAAUGAAUAUAUUUAAUGGCGGUUUUUC
Hermetia illucens (black soldier fly) is the source of this 5755-nucleotide messenger RNA. Its product is annotated as longitudinals lacking protein, isoforms A/B/D/L. Gene Ontology annotation, molecular function: protein binding. Gene Ontology annotation, biological process: regulation of transcription by RNA polymerase II. Lineage: Eukaryota; Metazoa; Arthropoda; Insecta; Diptera; Stratiomyidae. The record is from RefSeq and is a predicted model, not a curated record. The transcript has 7 exons. Bases 725 to 2767 code for a protein of 680 amino acids. Gene Ontology annotation, cellular component: nucleus.